AUGAUGCGAUUCCUAAAAUUCUACCUCUCCAAAAAAAACACAGGCGCGUUCGAGGUGACGUCAUAUUCAUGCGACUGUUUACAUGCAGAGGAGAACAACAUGGCGCUAUUUCCAGCUUUUGCAGGAUUAUCAAAUACAAAAGCAGAGAAUGCACCUAAAGGUAAGACCACAAAUGUUUAUUUAUGUUUAGUGGAUGUGUCAACCAGUUAGCCACCGUUCUGUGACGGCAUUUCAAAGAGAGAUCUAAUAAAAGUAAACGCAAGUGCAACGUUCCUGCCCGAAAGUGUCAGCUUCCUAGUUUCACUAGCUUGUUAACUUAAUUGCGCAGAACACAAUUAUGCUAUAGCUAGCUAGCUAAGUGUCUUUGCUCGUAACAUAACAUCCCCCACAAUAUGCAUCCAUAGUUAUACUUUGAUAAACAUUAACGUUAGUUACUCAAUGAUGUUGCCAGGUGGAUAAGCAUGAUAAACAAUUUUCCUACACUCACUGACUGAAGGUUAGCAGUGCAUUGGGCCCUCACCAUAACCUUAAUCUAACCAAAAAGGUGUACUAUAUAAUGUCCUCAUAAAAUUCAACUCUAAGCCCAUUGGCACAAUGUGAUCUGACAACUCUUUGACUUUGGACUACUUUAUCUUUAGUGCAUUUACUGUAUCAGUGGGCUUCCAUCUGAAAAAAGCUGUCGCCAAACCUGAUUAUUUCCUCUGCUUAAAAGCCCUAGAGAACUAAUUGUGAUUGAUUUGACAUUACUAUUUUUUCUCUCUCCUCAGAGCUAGAAUGGCUGAGCAAUCAAAGUUUCCGUACCGACGACGCUCUCUCUCUUCACCAACGAGCCACUGAGAAAGCCAACGAAACACAAUCGGCAGAAACAAGGUGUUGUGUUAUGAUAAGUGUUCAAUCGUUAUCCAAUUAUUUCCCUUUCACUGUGACUUAAUAGUAUUACAUUCCGCCCCUUUGAGAAGCACUGGAGGUUUUAUUGAGUAGCUUUGAAUGUUACUACACAGUGUCGUGACGUCACUUUCAUUAUUGUGAUAACUAUUAUUUCUCAAAUAAUUACCUACUAUGUUUAAUUGUUACUAGAUUAAAUUAAUCAUGUAACAAUCAACUCAUUAGGAAUUUGGGUUACCAUGGGAAAAGUUAUUUAACGAGUUACCGUUUCCCGAAUUAACUCUAAAGAUAUCUAGAUAUCUCUUGUCAUUUAACAGUCAUUUAUUAAUAAUUUACCUCAUAUCAGUCUCAUUCUGAAAGUCGUAGACUCUUUAAGUCUGCACGAACCCGGGUCUUAUUGAUCAUUCCGUACCACACAAAUUGAUUUAAUUAUUUAUUCACUAACUAAUUAAAAAUGACAACACAAGAUACAAACACGUACACAGUAUAGGUAGGGAUUAGAAACUUAAUACAAUGAAAACGGGUCCCUAGCGAACUAACACAAUAUGACACUUGUUAAAAAAGAUGGCGAGUUAGAGAGAUUGAGUAAAAAACACUUGGAUACAUAUGGAACUACGCUCACAGUAAUCCUAAUACCUUGCCCGAACUGCCACCCGUUUGGUAAGAAGUAAUGAAUGUAUUUACGUGUUGGAGGUCUUCGUCGUGUAUCUCUGUUGGACCCAGGCCUUCGUGGGAAGGGGUCGAUUGGGCCUUCUCUUUCGAAUGGUCUUUUAGAUGUAAGGCUCUGAUUGUCCACAAGAGGUCACAAUGUCCUUCUUCUUAGUUGUCUGUUUACUUUCACUCGUUCUGGAAGUGGUCUUCUGAGGAUGGCUAAUCAGCCAUGUCGAUGAUCCCCUGUGGGGUGAUGCGAGCAGUGUAGUAGACGAUGGUUUGAAGAGAGCAACAGGAUGGUCCCACUUAAAUUCACUUUCUUAGAUACAGUACUUAGAACAGCUACUCAGCCGUAACAUUUAUUGUUAGUGGAGGCAACUUUGUCGUCUUCACCUCGUGUUGAUUUUCAGGGUCGUAACCAAUGGAUACAAAAGCUGCAGCUUGAGUACUUCUGAUCUGAUCAUUCUUAACUCAAUCUUUUAUGCGCUCUGGUAAAGAGGGGCGUUUCGGUCAUACUGACACGCUCUCUGAGCUCCGUCGGGCGUGGCUAGUUACAAGGCAAAACUAUUAUCAUCACUAUGAUCUUGUUAGAAAGCUGAAAUCACAUUCCUAUCUUCACGAAAACAUUGUCUUCCUCCUUGAUAUUUUCUACCCAACGUAUAGGAUGUAAGCCUGAUAUACACAGUGUAAAAGCUCUUCAAGUCACAAUGUUUUCGUUAUAAUGCCUUUAUACCUUUUUUAAUGACAUCACAAAAUAUACAUACAUUUUCCAUAUUCCAUUUUUCAUCAUUCCCAACAUUUGGAUGUUGAAAUGUAUUGUCCAAAUGUUCAUUGUUGGAUGUUGAAGUUUUUGGGCGGCAAAAAGUCUAUGAAACAAAGGCAUUCCUUUCACCAUACUAGAGGGCCAGAGAGAGAUUCUCCUCCUCUCUAAUUUAUGGCAGUGUUCAGGUGUCAAGACCGGCACAGCCCCCCCCCCCCCCCCCCCCCCCCCCCUCCCCGGUCUGGUUGUUGUCAGCCAUUUGCCAAGCUGAUGUAAGACCUUUGAUCCUCACCCAGGGAGAGUCAUGACAACAGUCUUGUUGACCUCCAAAUAUCUUAUACUUUUGUGGGAUGAUAUGAUCUCAGCAUUGACAUGUGGUGGUAGUUUCACCCCAAAAUCAACGGCUUGUGAUAUUUAUACUUAAAUGUAUACUUCUAACAUUUCUCAGCAGACUCAUUAUACCAGAGAGGGACGAUAAGAAUGACGUCCCAUCCAAGAAGAAGAAAAAGAAGGAGAAGAAGAAGAAAAAGAAAAAGCACAAGAACAAGAGUGGAGAACCCUCCCCAGCAAGCAGUGGCUCAGAUUCAGAUACUAUCUACCCCAGUGACCUCCUAAAAAAUGCUGAGAGCACUCCUCCGAGGUAUGACCUCACUCCUUUGGUUCCCAGUGAGACACAGGAUACAUGCUCUAUUAGGAAUAUAUACGAUCAGUUUUGCAAUUUAUAUCAUAAUGAAUAAGAGUAUUUGGACAGGGGGGAACUGAUCCUAGACCAGCACUCCUACCGUAAGAUGCUUUUUACUGUAGUAGUUGUUCUGUUUCAGGGUUUAAAUGUUGCCGGGUUGGAGGGCGAUGCGGUGUCCGUGGCUCAGUGCGUUAGGGGAGGUAUACUCUGGGGGUCUUGGCUGACUGCCAGUUGUAGUAGCUCUCCUUGACUCAGACUCUGAAUUCAACUGCGACAUCAAGCCUGGCUAGUCUCUGAGCUGCCAAUGAAAUUACCCCCAGUCCCUUGCCACACACACAAACACACAGACACAGAUACAGACACACACAGACAGACAGACAGACAGACAGACAGACAGACAGACAGACAGUACCAGUCAAAUGUUUGGACACACCUACUCAUUCAAGGGUUUUUCUUUAUUUUUACUAUUUUCUACAUUGUAGAAUAAUAGUGAAGACAUCAAAGCUAUGAAAUAAUACAUAUGGAAUCAUGUAGUAACCAAAAAAGUGUUAAACAAUUCAAAAUAUAGUUUAUAUUUGAGAUUGUUCAAACAGCCACCCUUUGCCUUGAUGACAGCUUUGCACACUCUUGGCAUUCUCUCAACCAGCUUCACCCAGAAUGCUUUUCCAACAGUCUUGAAGUAGUCCCCACAUAUGCUGAGCACUUGUUGGCUGCUUUUCCUUCACUCUGCCCUCCGACUCAUCCCAAACCAUCUCAAUUGGGUUGAGGUCGGGGGAUUGUGGAGGCCAGGUCAUCAGAUGCAGCACUCCAUCACUCUCCUUCUUGGUAAAAUAGCCCUUACACAGCCUGGAGGUGUGUUGGGUCAUUGUCCUGUUGAAAAACAAAUGAUAGUCCCACUAAGCCCAAACCAGAUGGAAUGGCGUAUCGCUGCAGAAUGCUAUGGUAGCCAUGCUGGUUAAGUGUGCCUUGAAUUCUAAAUAAAUCACAGACAGUGUCACUAGCAAAGCACCCCCACACCAUAACACCUCCUCCUGCAUGCUUUACGGUGGGAAAUACACAUGCAGAGAUCAUCCGUUCACCCACACCGCGUCUCACAAAGACACGGCGGUUGGAACCAAACAUCUCCAAUUUGGACUCCAGACCAAAGGACAAGUUUCCACCGGUCUAAUGUCCAUUGCUCGUGUUUCUUGGCCCAAGCAGGUCUCUUCUUCUUAUUGGUGGCCUUUAGUAGUGGUUUCUUUGCAGCAAUUCGACAAUGAAGGCCUGAUUUAACACAGUCUCCUCUGAACAGUUUAUGUUGAGAUGUGUCUGUGACUUGAACUCUGUGAAGCAUUUAUUUGGGCUGCAAUUUCUGAGGCUGGUAACUAAUGAACUUAUCCUCUGCAGCAGAGGUAACUCUGGGUCUUCCAUUCCUGUGGCUGUCCUCAUGAGAGCCAGUUUCAUCAUAGCGCUUGAUGGUUUUUGCGACUGCACUUGAAAACUUUCCGUAUUGACUGACCUUCAUGUCUUAAAGUAAUGAUGGACUGUCGUUUCUCUUUGCUUAUUUGAGCUGUUCUUGCCAUAAUAUGGACUUGGUCUUUUACCAAAUAGGGCUAUCUUCUGUAUACCCCCACUACCUUGUCACAACACAACUGAUUGGCUCAAACGCAUUAAGAAGGAAAUAAAUUCCACAAAUUAACUUUUAAGAAGGCACACCUGUUAAUUUAAUUGCAUUCCAGGUGACUACCUCAUGAAGCUGGUUGAGAGAAUGCCAAGAGUGUGCAAACUUUUGACUGGUACUGUAUACACACCCACACACUGUCUCUAUGUCUUUCUCUCUUUCAAGGACUGGCUCCUCCACAGGAGACUUGUGUAACUUAUCCUACAGUCAAAUUAGCCUAAUGAUGCCAUUCUUUUUUAUCUGUACUGUACUGGCAAUAUUUAACGACUAAUCUGUUACUGUACUGUCAAUGUUUAACGAUUAUGUCUGUUUUAUGAAAGGCUUUCUUAUCAAUUUCCGUUAUAGUUAUGGCAUCAUGUUUGUGUGAGGUAGCACCACUAGCCCUAUAUGGUCUUUUGUUCCAAUCAUGAAAACGCUGAUUCGCUAAGUCUUACCAAACACCUCCUGUGGCCUAUGCUCUGCAUUGAUCCUGACUAUCUCUGUCUGUAGUGAGGAGGCGCAGUUUCAGAUGGAGGGGUCUUUUGUGUGGUUGGACGACCUCCAGACCCCCACCGAUCGGCCCUUCUGCGUGGACAGGAGAGCAGACCGUGCCAACUGGGAGUACAAAUCACUUUACAGAGGAGAUAUCGCUAGGUAGGUAACGUCCCUUCCCCCUCCACUGCUCCACCCUCCGCCUCCCCCUCAUCUCUGCACCACCUCUCUCUCUCUCUCCUCCCACAGCCCUGGCUACUACACCCUGCUCUCUCCCCACCUUUCCUCUCCCCUCUCUCGCUCUCUCUCUCACACACUCUACUGCCAUCUCAGCUCUGGUGUAGUUGCCCGUCAGCUGUCAUCAACCCACACUUACCCUGUCCACACCAUUGAGCUGGACAGAGCUGAGCUAUACUGCACUGGCUUGGCUGUGCAUCCACCACAGUUGCUGGAAGUGCACUGGAAAGGACAAUGCGGAAACGAAAAUAUCUGAGCCAGCACCGUACGGUUCAGGUUGGCACGAUAGUGUUAAAAGCGUAUCUGUUGGCCAGCAGUGUUUAGUUUAUCCUCCAGCCUGGUUCUGUUCCCAAUGCAAGGUCAGUCAGAGAGGGAGUCAGUCAGAGAGGUAGUCAGUCAGCUGCAGGUGCCAGAGCCUCCAUUACAGUACGCAUCAUCGCAAUGGAGACGGGGGCUUGGGUGGCCAGAGAGCAGGGGUAGGUGGGCGGGGUUGGGGGUGUUGAUAAUAAAAGCUGCAUUGAGAGUUUUGGGUCUGCAGCGCUGCAGUAAUCCAUCUCUCACAGGCAGUUUUACUACUUCAGCCCUCUGACUGCCUUCAGCCCACAGUCAGGGUGUAAAUUCCUUCUUUCCUGUCAAAGCGCGCUCUCUAUGUUGAAUAAUGACGUGGAUAGGAUGUGUGCUCGUGGUGGGGUAUAUAUUGUUGUCAUACAUACAGUGCAUUCGGAAAGUAUUCAGACCCCUUGACUUUUUCCACAUUUUGUUGUUACAGCCUUAUUCUAAAAUGGAUUAAAUUGUUUUUCCCCCUCAUCAAUAUACACACAAUACCCCAUUAUAAAAAUAAAAAAACAAACGGAAAUAUCACAUUUACAUAAGUAUUCAGACCCUUUAUUCAGUACUUUGUUGACGCACCUUUGGCGGCGAUUACAGCCUCGAGUCUUCUUGGGUAUGACGCUACAAGCUUGGCACGCCUGUAUUUGGGGAGUUUCUCCCAUUCUUAUGUAAAAAAGGUAUUUCUGUUUUUUAUUUUUAGUAAAUUUGAAAAUGAAAUGCUAAAAACCUGUUUUCGCUUUGUCAUUAUGGGGUAUUGUGUGUAGAUUGAUGAGGGAAAAAUUUAAUUUAAUUGAUUUUAGACUAAGGCUGUUAACGUAACACAAUGUGGAAAAGGGGAGGGGUCUGAGUACUUUCCGAAUGCACUGUACACUAUAUACACAAAGUACGUGGAGACCCCAUCAAAUUAGUCGAUUUGACUAUUUCAGCCAUACCCGUUGCUGACAGGUGUAUAAAAUCGAGCACAUAGCCAUGCAAUCUCCAUAAACAAACACUGGCAGUAGAAUGGCCUUACUGAAGAGCUCAGUGACUUUCAACGUGGCACCAUCAUAGGAUGCCACCUUUCCAACAAGUCAGUUUGUAAAAUUUCUGCCCUGUUAUAGCUGCCCCGGUCAACUGUAAGUGCUGUUAGUGUGAAGUGGAAACGUCUAGGAGCAAAAACGGGACCGGCGAGUGCUUAAGCGCGUAGCGUUUAAAAAUCGUCUGUCCUCGGUUGCAACACUCACUACCGAGUUCCAAACUGCCUCUUGAAGCAACGUCAGCACAAGAACUGUCCGUCGGGAGCUUCAUGAAAUGGGUUUCCAUGGCCGAGCAGCCGCACACAAGCCUAAGAUCACCAUGCGCAAUGCCAAGCGUCUGCUGGAGUGGUGUAAAGCUCGCCACCAUUGGACUCUGGAGCAGUGGAAACGCGUUCUCUGGAGUGAUGAAUCACGCUUCACCAUCUGGCAGUCUGAAGGACGAAUCAGGGUUUGGCGGAUGCCAGGAGAACGCUACCUGCCGAAUUUAUAGUGCCAUAUUGAAUAAUGGUCUGGGGCUGUUUUUCAUGGUUCGGGCUAGGCCCCUUAGUUCCAGUGAAGGGAAAUCUUAAUACUACAGCAUACAAUGACAUUCUAGAUGAUUCUGUGCUUCCAACUUUGUGGCAGCAGUUUGGGAAAGGCCCUUUCCUGUUUCCGCAUGACAAUGCUCCCGUGCACAAAGCGAGGUCCAUACAGAGAAGGUUUGUCGAGAUCGGUGUGGAAGAACUUGACUGGCCUGCACAGAGCCCUGACCUCAAGCCCAUCUAACACCUUUGGGAUGAAUUGGAACGGCGACUGCGAGACAGGCCUAACAUCAGUGCCCGACCUCACUAAUACUCUUGUGUCUGAAUGGAACCAAGUACCCACAGCAAUGUUCCAACAUCUAGUGGAAAGCCUUCCCAGAAGAGUGGAGGCUGUAAUAGCAGCAAAGGGUGGACCAACUUCAUAUUAACGCCAAUGAUUUUGGAAUGAGAUAUAGUUGUCUUCAUUAGCGUAUUUCUAAGUAUGUGUCUUAUGUGUCUUUUUUAUAUAAUAUAUACAGCUGCGUAAAAAAUAAAGAGCCACUGCAAAAUUAUUAGUUUCUCUGGUUUUACUAUUUAUAGGUAUGUGUUUGGGUAAAAAUAACGUUUUUGUUUUAUUCUAUAAACUACUGCCAACAUUUCUCCCAAAUUCCAAAUAAAAAUAUUGUCAUUUAGAGCAUUUAUUUUCAGAAAAUGACAACUGGUCAAAAUAACAAAAAAUAUGCAGUGUUGUCAGACCUCGAAUAAUGCAAAGAAAAUAAGUUAAUGUAAAAAUGUAAAUUUUUAAACAACACAAUAGUAAUGUUUUAACUUUACUCAAUAUUUGGUGGAAGAACCCUGAUUUUCAAUCACAGCUUUCAUGUGUCUUGGCAUGCUCUCCACUAGUCUUUCACAUUGAUGUUGGGUGACUUUAUGCCACUCCUGGUGAAAAAAUUCAAGCAGCUUGGCUUUGUUUGAUGGCUUGUGACCAUCCAUCUUCCUCUUGAUCACAUUCCAGAAGUUUUCAAUGGGGUUCAGGUCUGGAGAUUGGGCUGGCCAUGACAGGGUCUUGAUCUGGUGGUCCUCCAUCCACACCUUGAUGACCUGGCUGUGUGGCAUGGCACAUUGUCCUGCUGGAAAAACCAAUCCUCAGAGUUGGGGAACAAUGUCAGAGCAAAAGGAAGCAAGUUUUCUUCCAGGAUGACCUUGUAUGUGGCUUGAUUCAUGCGUCCUUCACAAAGACAAAUCUGCCCGAUUCCAGCCUUGCUGAAGCACCCCCAGAUCAUCACCGAUCCUCCACCAAAUUUCACAGUGGGUUGCGAGACACUGUGGCUUGUAGGCCUCUCCAGGUCUCCGUCUAACCAUUAGACGACCAGGUGUUGGGCAAAGCUGAAAAUUGAACUCAUCAGAGAAGAUGACCUUACUCCAGUCCUCUACGGUCCAAUCCUUAUGGUCUUUUGCAAAACUCAGCCUGGCUCUUCUUUGCUUCUCAUUGAUGAAGGGCUUUUUUCUAGCUUUGCACGACUUCAGCCCUGCCCCUAGGAGCCUGUUUCGAACCGUCCUCGCCGUGCACUUCACCCCAGCUGCCGUUGUCCAUUCUUUUUGUAGGUCACUUGAUGUCAUCCUACAGUUGUUGAGUGACAUUUGAAUGAGUUGGCGGUCAUCCCGGUCAGUAGAGUUGUUUUCGCCCUCUGCCUGUCUGUAGCUUUGUUGUCCCCAAUGUCUGCUGCUUGACCUUGUUCUUAUGAACCGCCGUCUUUGAAAUGUUAAGGAUGGAAGCAACCUGACGCUCACUGUAUCCCUAUGCCAGUAAAGCCAGAAUUGAACCCUUCUUUUCCUCACUCAAAACUUUCCUUUUCAACUCUUUUGGCAUGGUCAAUAGUUUUAUUUUUUAAUCAAUAUUACUUUUGAGGUUCUAUUAGCACUGUUUUUGCCAUCCAGCUGGUCCUAUUGCAAGAGGAUAGUGAUGAUAGUGAUUAUACUUUUCCUCGUUAAAUAAGAUUUUGUUUCAUGUGAUCACCUAAUCAGUACCUAAUUCAGUAGAAUGAGGGGUGCCUGUGUUGGAAUUCAACAGACACUGGAAUGGAAUGGCUGUCAGACAUGUAGAGAUGCUGAUUUAAGAAAAAUGUGCAGUGGUCUCUUAAUUUUUUCCACAGCUGUGUGUGUGUGUGUAUAUAUAUAUAUAUAUAUAUAUAUAUAUAUAUAUAUAUAUAUAUAUAUAUAUAUAUAUAUAUAUAGUUGAAGUCGGAAGUUUACAUACACCUUAGCCAAAUAAAUUUAAACUCAGAUUUUCACAAUUCCUGCCAUUUAAUCCUAGUAAAAAGUCACUGUCAAAGGUCAGUUAGGAUCACCACUUUAUUUUAAGAAUGUGAAAUGUCAGAAUAAUAGUAGAGAGAAUUAUUUAUUUAAGCUUUUUUCUUUCAUCACAUUCCCAGUGGGUUAGAAGUUUACAUACACUCAAUUAGUAUUUGGUAGCAUUGCCUUUAAAUUGUUUAACUUGGGUCAAAAUUUCGGGUAGCCUUCCACAGGCUUCCCACAAUAAGUUGGGUGAAUUUUGGCCCAUUCCUCCUGACAGAGAUGGUGUAACCUGAGUCAGGUUUAUAGGCCUCCUUGCUCGCACACGCUUUUUCAGUUCUGCCCACAAAUGUUCUAUAGGAUUGAGGUCAGGGCUUUGUGAUGGCCACUCCAAUAACUUGACUUUGUUGUCCUUAAGCCAUUUUGCCACAACUUUGGAAGUAUGCUUGGGGUCAUUGUUCAUUUGGAAGACCCAUUUGUGACCAAGCUUUAACUUCCUGACUGAUGUCUUGAGAUGUUGCUUCAAUAUAUCCACAUAAUUUUCCUUCCUCAUGAUGCCAUCUAUUUUGUGAAGUGCACCAGUCUCUCCUGCAGCAAAGCACCCCCACAGCAUGAUGCUGCCACCCCCGUGCUUCACGGUUCGGAUGGUGUUCUUCGGCUUGCAAUCAACCCCCAGUUUCCUCCAAACAUAACGAUGGUCAUUACGGCCAAACAGUUCUAUUUUUGUUUUAUCAGACCAGAGGACAUUUCUCCAAAAAGGAUGAUCUUUGUCGCCAUGUGCAGUUGCAAACCGUAGUCUGGCUUUUUUAUGGCGGUUUUGGAGCAGUGGCUUCUUCCUUGCUGAGCAGCAUUUCAGGUUAUGUCGAUUAUAAGACUAGUUUUACUGUGGAUAUAGAUACUUUUGUACCUGUUUCCUCCAGCAUCUUCACAAGGUCCUUUGCUGUUGUUAUGGGAUUGAUUUGCACUUUUCGCACCAAAGUACGUUCAUCUCUAGGAGACUGUACGCGUUUCCUUCCUGAGCGGUAUGACAGCUGCGUGGUCCCAUGGUGUACUAUUGUUUGUACAGAUGAACGUGGUACCUUCAGGCAUUUGGAAAUUUCUCCCAAGGAUGAACCAGACUUGUGGAGGUCUACAAUUUUUCUUCUGAGGUCUUGGCUGAUUUCUUUAGAUUUUCCCAUGAUGUCAAGCAAAGAGGGACUGAGUUUGAACGUACGCCUUGAAAUACAUCCACAGGUACACCUCCAAUUGACUCAAAUGAUGUCAAUUAGCCUAUCAGAAGCUUCUAAAGCCAUGACAUCAUUUUCUGGAAUUUCCCAAGCUGUUUAAAGGCACAGUCAAGUUAGUGUAUGCAAACUUCUGACAUUUUACAUUUACAUUUUAGUCAUUUAGCAGACGCUCUUAUCCAGAGCGACUUACACCCACUGGAAUUGUGAUAGUGAAUUAUAAGUGGAAUAAUCUGUUUGUAAACAAUUGUUGGAAAAAUUACUUGUCAUGCACAAAGUAGAUGUCCUAACCGACUUGUUAACAAGAAAUUUGUGGAGUGGUUGAAAAACGAGUUUUAAUGACUCCAACCUAAGUGUAUGUAAACUUCCGACUUCAACUGUGUGUAUAUAUAUUGUGGCGUACAGCAGGUCAGCCAUCGGGGGAGACUCGUCGAGGCCUGGUAACAGAUGGGGUAUACAUCACGAGGCGGUGGCUCCAUCUGCUGGACGUGGCAGGUCUCGACGGGCUCCUCUGACAGGACUAAUUGGGGCUGAUUGGGAGCUGGUGAGUAAUUAAGGGCGGAUUGCUCACCUGCUGUGCAAGGCCCAUAAAGCUGCCAGAAGGGCAGCACAUGGGAGAGGACUGGGGGAAGUAAGGUAACUUCUGUGUAGUUGGAGAUGGUAUCCUGGAGAGGGUCUCAUUGGGGAGACCUAACCUUUUCUUUUGAUUAUUUUAUUAAUAAACACCCUUGAAACCGAGCUAAUCAUACUCUGUCCGUGUCUGAUCUGUGUAAACGUCUUGACCCAACCCCCUGAUCUGCCACAAUAUAUAUGCAUGUCCACAGAAGCGGUGUAGUAGGACCCACUGAACUUUGUUAUUAACUGGACAAGGGCAAAAAAUUGAGUUCCAGUUGAUAUCCAGAUGAUAUCGGGUUUAAUGUGGAGUCGAUACACACACACACACACACACACGCCACAGCAAGCGACGUGAAAUGUGAUCAAUAUAACCAUGAUUGGACUGGUGCUUGGCGUAUUGCUCCUUUUUGGAGGAGGUCAGUUGAUGCAGACAACUCACUUUAUUUCUCCCCUUUUCUCUCUUUCUCACCCUGCCCUCCUUCACUGAGCUGCACCCCAAUUCACAACGCUCUCAAUACAUUGCUGUUUCUCUUUACAGUGAUUCUACAUGUGACUGUAAUGUCUUUAAAGGUACAAGAGGAAAGGCUGUUCCUCUCUGGGUUUGGACCUGCGGUCUCAGGCCGUGAGCUGGGCUGAGUCUGGCCCAGAGAAGAAGAGAGUGGACAGGAGACAGAGACCCAACCGCUACUUCUCACCCAACGUCCGCCAGCUGCUGAGGUCUGAUGGCAAACCCACGCUGCCUAGACCUCCACCAGAGGGCACCACCACCGCCUUACCCUUCAUCCCUGUGCCCUCCUGCCUGGAAGGUGAGGCAGAGGGGGGUGGCUCUGCCCUGGGCCAGGGCUCCUGGGUCAACCCUCUGGGGGUGUAUGACUCCUCCACCUCCCUGUGGCUCCAAGGGAAAGGGAAGGCGGAGCAGGGCAAGGUAGAGGAACAAACUUCUACUCCCAGGGACAAUGCUGCUGCCAUGCUGGCUGAACGGGUGGAGGACUUCAACAGGAGGCUGAGGGAAACCCCCACGGACACACACACCUGGCUUCAGUUUGUCCACUUCCAGGUACACUACUCAACGUUAAAACCCCACAAUUACACACCACACCAAUCAGUCCCAUCAAAUCACAUUACAUUUCACUAGGGCCAGGAGUUUCUCCGGGACAUUUCAACGUGUCAGGGAAAAACUCCCGUCCCUGGCCUGUAUCUUGAUACAUCAAAUCACAUGAUAACUUCCCGAUCUGUAUUACAGGACGAGGUAGCUGGGGCGCCUGGGGUGUUUGGUGACAUCUCUGAGAACGAGACAGAGCGGCGGAAGAGGUCAGUGCGGGCCACGCUGGAGAAGAAGGUAGCCAUUUUGGAUCGAGCAGUGGAGAAUAACCCCAGCUGCGUGGAACUGAAGCUGGAGCGACUGCGGCUCUGUAGGGAGCUGUGGGAGCCGGCAGCCCUGCUGAAGGAGUGGAAAAAGCUUGUGUUCCUGCACCCCAACAGCGCCCCCCUGUGGAGGAAGUACCUUCUGUUCACGCAGAGCCACUUCAGCACCUUCUCUGUGUCAAAGGUCAACGCGGUGUACGGGAAGUGUCUGAGCACGCUGGCGGCGGUGCAGGAUGGGAGCAUGGUUUCUCACCAGGUGCUGCCGGGCACUGAUGAGCACAUGCUGGGUAAUGGUCCAAGCCACAUACUAUAUACUCUAUAUAUAAUUAUGUUUGUAUGAAUAACUUAUAUAAAUUAAGGACUUCCCCUGAGAUAGCUUCUGCAUAAUAGACAGAGGACAGAGAUUUUCUCUAUUUUUGCAUAUUUUUCUAAUUAAAUUUGAUCAGAUCUUCAACCAAAACCUAAUAUUAGAUAAAGGGAACCUGAGUUUACAAAUAACAAAAAAAGUGAUACUUAUUUUAUGUAUUUAAUUAACAAAGUUAUGCAACACCCAAUUCCCCUGUGUGAAAAAGUAAUUGCCCCCUUACACCCAAAAAGUUAUACUUUUGACUCAUCUGUCCAUAGAACAUUCUUCCAAGAGUCUUGAUGAUCAUCCGGGUGCUUUUUGGCAAACUUGACUCAACGUUUUGGAUGAGAUGGGUCCCAUUGUGUCUGGCGAAAACCAAACUGCAUUCCACAGUAAGAACCUCAUACCAACGGUCAAGCAUGGUGGUGGUAGUGUGAUGGUUUGGGGAUGCUUUGCUGCCUCAGGACCUGGACGACUUGCCUUAAUAGAAGGAAUCAUGAAUUCUGCUCCGUAUCAGAGAAUUCUACAGGAGAAUGUCAGGCCAUCCGUCUGUGAGCUGAAGCGCAGCUGGGUCAUGCAGCAAGACAAUGAUCCAAAACACAAAAUCAAGUCUACAUGAAAUGGUUAAAAAGCAACACAUUUGAAGUUUUGGAAUGGCCUAGUCAAAGUCCCGACCUAAUCCCAAUUGAGAUGUUGUGGCAGGACUUGAAACGAGCAGUUCAUGCUUGAAAACCCACAAAUGUCCCUGAGUUAAAGCAGUUCUGCAUGCAAGAGUGGGCCAAAAUUCCUCAAAAUUCCUCCACAGCAAUGUGAGAGACUGAUCAACAACUACAGGAAGCAUUUGGUUGCAGUCAUUGCAGCUAAAGGUGGCACAACCAGCUAUUGAGUGUAAGGGGGCAAUUACUUUUUCACACAGGGGAAUUGAGUGUUGCAUAAUUUUGUUAAUUAAAUAAAUAAAAUAAGAAUCCAUGUUUUUUUUGUUAUUUGUAAACUCCGGUUCCGUUUAGCUAAUAUUAGGUUUUGGUUGAAGAUGGCAUUCAGUAUCAAAAAUAUGUAAAAAUAUAGAAAAUCAGGAAAGGGGCAAAUACUUUUUCUCAGCACUGUAUCUCCUUUAAACUCCUUCCAGAAGCCUUUGGUAUGGAUUUGAUGUGGUUGAAUUAGCUCGUGACAGACUAAAUUGAAUUAGCUGGCUAGCUAGCUCCAUUAUUGUGGUUAUAUGUACAUCUUAAUGCCAUUGCCAGAUGUCUGUGGGUGUGGCAGAGCCAUGGCGCACAGGGACUCGUUCAGUAGGCAAACAUUGUGGAAUUUUGCAGAUCUAAAUGUCAAAUAGAACUGACAUGAUUCCUUCACAUGACCGACAAUUAUAUCUGUUUGCAUUCGGAAAGUAUUCAGACCCCUUGACGUUUUCAACAUUUUGUUACGUUACAGCCUUAUUCUAAAAUGUAUUACAUUACUUUUUUCCCUCAUCAAUCUACACACAAUAUCCCAUAAUGACAAAGCGAAAACAGGUUUUUGGAAAUGUUUGCAAAUAAAAAAUUGAAAUACCUUAUUUACAUAAGUAUUCAGACCCUUUGCUAUGAGACUCGAAAUUGAGCUCAGGUGCAUCCUGUUUCCAUUGAUCAUCCUUGAGAUGUUUCUACAACUUGAUUGGAGUCCACCUGUGGUAAAUUCAAUUGAUUGGACAUGAUUUGGAAAGGCACACACCUGUCUAUGUAAGGUUCCACAGUUGACAGUGCAUGUCAGAGCAAAAACCAAGCAAUGAGGUGGAAGGAAUUGUCCGUAGCGCUCCGAGACAGGAUUGUGUCGAGGCACAGAUCUGGGGAACGGUACCAAAACUUUUCUGCAGCAUUGAAGGUCCCCAAGAACACAGUGGCCUCAAUCAUUCUUAAAUGGAAGAAGUUUGGAACCACCAAAACUCUUCCUAGAGCUGGCUGCCUGGCAAAACUGAGCAAUUGGGGGAGAAGGGCUUUGGCCAUGGAGGUGACCAAGAACCCGAUGGCCACUCUGACAGAGCUCCAGAGUUCCUCUGUGGAGAUGGGAGAACCUUCCAGAAGGACAACCAUCUCUGCAGCACUCCACCAAUCAGGCCUUUAUAGUACAGUGGCCAGACGGAAGCCACUCCUCAGUAAAAGGCACAUGACAGCCCGCUUGGAGUUUGCCAAAAGACACCUAAAGGACUCUCAGACCAUGAGAAACAAGAUUAUCUGGUCUGAUGAAUCCAAGAUUGAACUCUUUGGCCUGAAUGCCAAUCGUCACAUCUGUAGGAAACCUGGCACAAUCCCUACAGUGAAGCAUGUUGGUGGCAGCAUCAUGCUGUGGGGAUGUUUUUCAGAGGCAGCGACUGGGAGGCUGAUCAGGAUCGAGGGAAAGAUGAACUGCGCAAAGUACAGCGAGAUCCUUGAUGAAAACCUGCUCCAGAGCGCUCAGGACCAGACUGGGGCGAAGGUUCACGUUCCAACAGGACAAUGACCCUAAGCACACAGCCAAGACAAUGCAGGAGUGGAUUGGGGACAAGUCUCUGAAUGUCCUUGAGUGGCCCAGCCAGAGCCCGGACUUGAACCCGAUCUCUGGAGAGACCUGAAAAUAGCUGUGCAGCAACGCUCCCCAUCCAACCUGACAGAGCUUGAGAGGAUCUGCAGAGAAUGGGAGAAACUCACCAAAUACAGGUGUGCCAAGCUUGUAGCAUCAAACCCAAGAAGAGGCUGUAGUCGUUGCCAAAGGUGCUUCAACAAAGUACUGAGUUAAGGGUCUGAAUACUUGUUUAUUUUAUUUUAUACAUUUGAAACAUUUUCUAAACCUGUUUAUCCUUUGUCAUUAUGUCCAGGUAUUGUGUGUAGAUUGAUGAGGGGAAAAAAAGCAAUUUCAUCCAUUUAAGAAUUAGGCUGUAACGUAACAAAAUGUGGAAAAAGUGAAGGGGUCUGAAUACUUUCCGAAUGCACUGUAUCUGCAAUGUUCUGUAACAUCUUUCAUUCUCCUGAACAGACCCCUAAACAGGUUUGUGCUGCAUCAUGUUUCUGACCACUGACAGGAGGUAAUGAUAAGGUUUAAACAAACAGAAACCUAAGCCCAGUGCCUCACGUUCUUUAGCCCAGGGUUUCCCAAACUCGGACCUGCCCCCCCCCCCCCCCCCUGGGUGCACAUUUUGUGAGAAAUUGCCAAGAAACUGAAGAUCUUGUACAACGCUGUGUACUACUCCCUUCACAAAACAGCGCAAACUGUCUCUAACCAGAAUAGAAAGAGGAGUGGGAGGCCCCAGUGCACAACUGAGCAAGAGGACAAAUACAUUUGUUUCUAGUUUGAGAAACAGACGCCUCACAGGUCCUCAUCUGGCAGCUUCAUUAAAUAGUACCCGCAAAACACCAGUCUCAACGUCAACAGUGAAGAGGCGACUCCGGGAUGCUGACCUUCUAGGCAGAGUUGCAAAGAAAAAGCCAUAUCUCAGACUGGCCAAUAAAAGAUUAAGAUGGGCAGUCUGAGAUAUGGCUUUUUCUUUGCAACUCUGCCUAGAAGGUCAGCAUCCCGGAGUCGCCUCUUCACUGUUGACGUUGAGACUGGUGUUUUGCGGGUACUAUUUAAUGAAGCUGCCAAUUGAGGACCUGUGAGCCUGUAAUCGACAUUUAAUCCUAGUAAAAAUUCCCUAUCUUAGGUACUUAGGAUCACCACUUUAUUUUAAGAAUGUGAAAUGUCAGAAUAAUAGUAGAGAAUUAUUUAUUUCAGCUUUUAUUUCUUUCAUCACAUUCCCAGUGGGUCAGAAGUUUACAUACACUCAAUUAGUAUUUGGUAGCAUUGCCUUUAAAUUGUUUAACUUGGGUCAAAUGUUUUGGGUAGCCUUCCACAAGCUUCCCACAAUAAGUUGGGUGAAUUUUGGCCCAUUCCUCCUGACAGAGCUGGUCAGGGUUGUAGGCCUCCUUGCUCGCACACGCUUUUUCAGUUCUGCCCACACAUUUUCUAUAGGAUUGAGGUCAGGGCUUUGUGAUGGCCACUCCAACACCUUGACUUUGUUGUCCUUAAGCCAUUUUGCCACAACUUUGGAAAUAUGCUUGGGGUCAUUGUCCAUUUGGAAGACCCAUUUGCGACCAAGCUUUAACUUCCUGACUGAUGUCUUGAGAUGUUGCUUCAAUAUAUCCACAUAAUUUCCCUUCCUCAUGAUGCCAUCUAUUUUGUGAAGUGCACCAGUCCCUCCUGCAGCAAAGCACCCCCACAGCAUGAUGCUGCCACCCCCGUGCUUCACGGUUGGGAUGGUGUUCUUCGGCUUGCAAUCAAUCCCCUUUUUCCUCCAAACAUCAUGGUCAUUAUGGCCAAACAGUUCUAUUUUUGUUUCAUCAGACCAGAGGACAUUUCUCCAAAAAGUACGAUCUUUGUCCCCAUGUGCAGUUGCAAACCAUAGUCUGGCUUUUUUAUGGUGGUUUUGGAGCAGUGGCUUCUUCCUUGCUGAGCGGCCUUUCAGGUUAUGUCAAGAUGGGACUCAUUUUACUGUGGAUAUAGAUACUUUUGUACCUGUUUCCUCCAGCAUCUUCACAAGGUCCUUUGCUGUUGUUCUGGGAUUGAUUUGCACUUUUCGCACCAAAGUAAGUUCAUCUCUAGGAGACAGAACGCGUUUCCUUCCUGAGCGGUAUGACGGCUGCGUGGUCCCAUGGUGUUUAUACUUGCGUACUAUUGUUUGUACAGAUGAAAGUGGUACCUUCAGGCGUUUGGAAAUUGCUCCCAAGGUUGAACCAGGUCUAUAAAAAAAUGUCUGAGGUCUUGGCUGAUUUCUUUUGAUUUUCCCAUGAAAAAGAGCAAAGAGGCACUGAGUUUGAAGGUAGGCCUUGAAAUACAUCCACAUGUACACCUCCAAUUGACUCAAAUGAUGUCAAUUAGACUAUCAGAAGCUUCUAAAGCCAUGACAUCAUUUUCAAGGAAUUUUCCAAGCUGUUUAAAGGCACAGUCAACUUAGCGUAUGUAAACUUCUGACCCACUGGAAUUGUGAUACAGUGAAUUAUAAAUUAAAUAAUCUGUCUGUAAACAAUUGUUGGAAAAAUGACUUGUGUCAUGCACAAAGUAGAUGUCCUAACCGACUUGCCAAAACUAUAGUUUGUUAACAAGAAAUUUGUGGAGUGGUUGAAAAACGAGUUUUAAUGACCCCAACCUAAGUGUAUGUAAACUUCCGACUUCAACUGUAAUUGCAAAAGGGUUUUCUAAUGAUCACUAAGCCUUUUAAAAUGAUAAACUUGGAUUAGCAAACACAACGUGCCAUUGGAACACAGGACUGAUGGUUGGUGAUAAUGGGCCUCUGUAUGCCUAUAUAGAUAUUCCAUAAAAUAUCAGCUGUUUCCAGCUACAAUAGCCAUUUACAACAUUAUCAAUGUCUACACUGUAUUUCUGAUCAAUUGCUUUUCUUUCGAAAACAAGGAACAUUUCUAAGUGACCCCAAACUUUUGAAAUGGUAGUGUAGGUUCAUAGAUCACCUGCUGCAACUCAUAGAAAAUAGGCUGUUUCAGGUUCAAAUAUGUCAUCACUCGUGGCAUCUUUUGUUUUCUCAAAUCAACCUAAUUGAUACAGAAGCUCUUUGAUUUUUUGUGAUUUUCCUGUUAUAAGAUGAUGGUCCCAGACUCCCUCUUGUGGUUGAAUAGUACAUAUUUCUAGCAUAUCUGAAGCUGCACUGUGGACAGAUCAAACAGUGUGGGAGAUGUACGCCGUAUGUACAAAAAUUCGACCGUAGCCUCUGCUUACAUAGCAAUGUUGGGCAUAUAUCUCCACCUGACCUCUGAGGGAGACUGUUGGUCUCUGACUGUUUGGUUCCUUUUAGAAAAUAAAUACGGUCUCUGUACUGGCAGUACAAGGCAGGUAGCCUCGUCCCAGAUCUGUUUGUGCUGUCUUGCCAACUCCUAUGGCCAUUGACAGCACAAACAGAUCUGGGACCAGGUUACAAGUCAGGGCAAUGUAACCCGAACUUAAAGGGAACAUCUGCAGGAGACGGCUGCAUUAAUUAUAACUUGAUAAUUAUUCAGAUGAAUAAUGAAGACGACUGUGAGGGGCAAUAAAAAGCUUUUGAGAAGCUGCCAUAUCAUGUGACCUCAGGGAUGUGCGGCUUUAAUUCGCCUGCUGAAUUUUUCAUUCAGAGAAGAUUGUCUAUCUGUUAUUACUUUAAAAAUAUAAUAAUCUUCAAUCUCUCACUGUCUUCCUCAUCAUACUAUUUUUUUUCUCAAAGUCUGAGGAUUUUUCAAUGUAUUCAUCUUUUAAGAGCUCAUACUAAACUAAUGCACAUGUGCUGGUUCUAAUAGGUGGAACUGAACUGGGUGCUUUGUGGAAGGAAUUAUUAUAAUUAAUGAUGUGGUAUUGUAUGGUCUCUCCCCCUCUCUCUGCAGCCAUCUUCCUCCAGCAGUGUCAUUUCCUCAGGCAGGCCGGCCACUCAGAGAAAGCUGUGUGUCUGUUCCAGGGCCUGCUGGACUUCACCUUCUUCAAGCCAGACACUGUCAAGGACCUACCCACCAGACAACAGGUACACACACACACACACACACACACACACACACAGUCAUUCCCCAAGUACCUCUGCAAAGAACACACAUGUUCAAACACAUGCACGCAUAUACAGCUGGUAGCUCCCUCCAGAAUAGACUGAUGAUGAAUUGGGGUCUGUGUUACUGUAUUGGCUGUUGAUCCAAAGCCAGUGCACCAAUGCUGUUUGUUUUCUGUCACUGGCAUUAAAGCAGUGCUGGGGCCCUCUCCAGAGAGUGCCCUUCAGACUGGUCUGGGCCUUGUCACUUUACACACUACAUGGAAACUUUACUAAGGGGGGCGUUUAAAAUGCAUGACCAGGUUUUAAUAGAUACUUUUUUCCAGCAGUGGGGCAUUCUAAUUCGAGAAAGAACACAUAAUGGCCUGUUUUCUCUUCCUUCAGGACUGCUGCAGUGGCUCACAGCUCACUGUCCCCCCCAGCACCAGCAGCAUUAGAUAAAUGAGACAUGAUUAUGAAUGUAUAAUACCUCGAAUGAAGGAAGGACAUGUUGCUGUGUGUGUGUCCGCAUGGUAAACCCAGCAUUAGCUUUCAUUAACUGUUUUAAUUGAUCAGGGCUGUAUUUUUUUGAUGAGAGAUCGUCCAGUCCCUUAACACUACGUCUCUGUUCCAAGGUCCAUACUAGCGUAGCGCUAUCAUGAAGCAAUAUGUAUUGGCCAUGCAUUUAAAGUGGUAUGGAUUGUGUGGCUAUUGGAACACAGCCUAGGCCAAUUUAGCUCUGUACUGUUAAGAUAUCACACCAUAUAGGAUUUCUACCAGAUUUGGAAGUACUGAUACCCAAAGCUCCAUGUUCAGAGCCUGUCUGUCUUUUGUCUCAGAGACGGUGUUCUUAUUUAGUAAGAAUAUAAAUGGGUUGGAUCCCAACGCUGCCACCAAAUGUAAGAUGACUAUAUGGAUAUAUAAAAUGCUUCUGCUGUUGGAUUCGUCACCAAGUAAUUAGAAAGAAGAUCUCCUUUUCAGGCAAAAUAAAUUAAUCUUAAUGACGACAAGAGAGACUCUCUGUGGCUUUACUCUGUAAUCAUCUGAUUAUUAGAAAAUGAUCUAAGCAGUGUCUCCUCCAGAAACGAUUGCAGUAUUAAACAGGACCACAUUUUAUUCCACACUCUAAUGAGUUUCUACUGUUCUCCAUGGAGGUCUGGUCUGCAGAGAGAGACACGCACUAGCAUGGAGGGGCUAAUUCAUUACAUCUAGUUACUGACCUGCAGGCUGUCCUGCAGUGCAGCCUAAUGUUGUUCUUCCUGUCAGGAGAACUGCUGACCUCAGUGCAGAUAAAGACAACUGCCCAUCAACCCAUGAAACAUGAUAUGUUUGAAAUUAUUACAUUUUUGUAAUACCUGACAUUCCCUCUCCUCCACCCUCUGUGUGAUUGUACAGUAUUAAUUACUGUAUUAUUGAGGGAUUGAUUUAUAUAAAUAUCUGUGUUGUAUUAAACCAUCCCAUUGGCCUUUGCCCUUUGUGGUCCUCCAGGUGGAGUUCUUUGAGCCAUUCUGGGACAGUGGGGAGCCCCGUGUCGGGGAGAGAGGGGCCAGUGGAUGGAGAGCCUGGAUGACCCAGCAGGAGAGAGGGGGCUGGCUCCAACCCAGUGAACAAGGUUAACAACUUUAUAGCCUUGCCUAUACUAAAACCUGUGCUAACACUUUACAUGGUUGCUCUUAUUUCUGUGUUAUAACACUGUAAUUACACUAGUAACAGUGUUGUAACGUUACAACACUAAAUCAUAGUGUGUCCAUCCUCACUGGUCCAACCUACUUUAGCACCCGUCUGGGGCGGCAGGUAGCUUAGUGGUUAAGAGCGUUGUGCCAGUAACCGAAAGGUCGCUGGUUCUAAUCCCCGAGCCAACUAGGUGAAAAAUCUGUCGAUGUGCCCUUGAGCAAGGCACUUAAUCCUAAUUGCUCCUGUAAGUUGCUCUGGAUAAGAGCGUCUGCUAAAUGACUAAAAUGUAAUGUUAACCUUUGGAACCUCUAUGUGACAGAUGAUGAAGAUGAUGAAGAUCAGGAAGAAUCGGAGGUGAAGGAUAAGACAUGGCCCAAGUGGAGGAUCUGGUUGGACGUGGAGACAUCACGCGAGGCCAUCCAUUGGCUGCCGUGGAGGCCGGACAAAACCAAGGGCCAAUCGGUGGAGGACUGUGAGGACCCGGACCGACAGGUAUUGGCUGUGAUUACUGGUGAUAGUGGUGCCAAAACUGGGAUAUAUCUACCAUUAAAAACGGGUUGCUAUUUAUGUCUUACCACUUGCCUGCAUGUGUGUGUUCCAUGUAGGUGCUGUUUGAUGACAUUGGGCCGUCUUUGAUCCGGCUGGUCCGCCCAGACCUCCAGCUGCGUCUUCUUCUGUCCUUCCUACACUUUCUGGGUCUGCCUGCUGACACUUCCUGUUACAGUGCCCCCUCCUGGAGCCUGCUGCUGGACGACCAGGCUCUGCUGGGGGAUGUUCACCACCCUGACUCACCUCUGACCUCCUAUGACCUCCCUGUCCCUGGGGUCAGCCCCGUGGGUCACAUGACCUCUCUGCAGGGUGCCAGGAGGGGGGCGGGGCUGUGUAAGCAGGGGGAGGAAUUUCUAGACAACGUGUUCCAGAUGGUUCUGCCUCUGUUCUCUGCUCAGGAGAGAGCUGUCCUCUCACUGCACUGGAUCCAGUAUGAGAAGCUCAAGGUAAACCCAUGUUACCCAAGCUAUAAGCUUUAGAGCCAGGCAAGCAUAUGCUCAGCCAAGUGCGAUUACUUUGGUUUGAGAGGCUUUCUUCAAUCGUGAAGGAAUUUAAACCUAAUUGUAAAGUCAGGAUGAAAUUUACGUAUUUUCAUUCCAUUUUAAUGCCGAACUUUGUGUCCUUCUCCCUCUCAUUCUCCAUUGAGAUUCUCCCACUAAUGCACCUGUCUCUCCUGUCUCUCCUGUCCUCCCACUCUGUAUGUAACAUUAAGGUGCUGAGGUGCGUGCGCGGCAGGAACAAGAGGCAUGUGAAAUUCCAGGGGAAGAGGAGCAAACGCCUGGCCAAGCGCCUGCUGAAGGAGCCAGAGAACCGGGGCCGCCUCAGCCUGUGGAGGGAGUAUGCCCACCUGGAGUGGCUGCUAGGGAAUUUGGAUGAGGCCCACAAGGUGUUCGACACAGCCCUGGGACUGGGCGUGGCAGGAGGGCUGGCAGACCCUGCCCUGUGUGACCUCUGCCUGCUCUACGCCCAGCUGGAGGUAGAGGAGGCCUGGCGAAGGGGUACGGGCGGAGCAGGGACAACUGUUACGACCGCCAUGUCUUCACCAGCGGUCUAUAUCCUCACCAAGCUAGCAGAGGGUAGUUCGUAUGCCCCCUUCUUGGGACAGUUGGCUCCAGUGGCCGUUCUGAAGGCCAGGAAGGCCUAUGAGCAGGCUGUGGUGAGCUCCCUGCCUGGGCUGGAGGAGGGGGCCGCGGGGCAGGGGCACUCCAAGAAGCCCAGGCGGGUCAAAGGUCUGGUGGGGUGUUACGCCCUGUUCCAGUACCUGACUGUGGGGGUCGAUGCUGCUGAUGCAGUCUACAGUCUGGCCAGGAAGAGGCUGGAGCAACACUCCAGUAUGUCAGCACAGGAGUCAUCUAGCAGUGAAGUUAUCAGUGACAUACAGACACAGAGCUCUGUCUCAGAUUGUGAGGCCCUGGCUGUCCAGCAGGCGGCGCUGCUGCGCUACCACACCAGCACCAACGUGUACCCACUUAGCCAUAUCAGACUGGCGCUGACCUCGGCCCUGGCCCACUUUGCCUCUAGCGCCCCCCUGUGGCAGUUGUACGUGCAGGUGGAGAACCGCUACCACAGCGCCGGCAGGGCUCGACGCUUCUUCCACAGCUUGACCAAGGCUAGUGCCAGUGUCAUGCCACGCCUGUUCGCCAUCAGUGCAGAGCAGCAGAGGAAGCAGCUGGUGGACUCUGUUCAGAGGUGAGAACACUGAAGAUGGAAGGCUCUAAUCAGUAUCACUUAAUAAUGUCAAAAACAGAACACACACACACACACAAAUGGAUAGUACUACUAUAGUAGCUCACAUUUAGAUUCAUUUCGUUAACUAACUGGAUGUUUUUUGAUGAGGUCUUGUUUUCUUCUUGGCAGGUCUAAUUGCUAUGGCGACACCCUCUCCACCCUGCCAGAGAACGGCCUGAGCAACCGUAUCCGCUCGCUGUUUGAGAAUGCCAUAGCAACGGAGCACGGGGUCCACUGCCCGUUGCUGUGGAGGAUGUACAUGAACUUCCUGGUAAGACACCUCUUUAAAACACAUUAACUUCCUGGUAAGACGCCUCUUUAAAACAUGAACUUCCUGUUAAUACACCUCUUUAAAACACCCUUAAAUCAUUACAGUUAUCAGAACCUCAGGUUUGUUCCAGUAAUCAAGUGAUGAAGGAGACUUGGAAGUAUGUCUGAAGCUGGCGUCUGGUGUUUUGAAGUGUACUGUAGCUGACGUAUGGUGUUUUGUUGUACUGUAGCUGACGUCUGGUGUUUUGUUGUACUGUAGCUGACGUCUGGUGUUUUGUUGUACUGUAGCUGACGUCUGGUGUUUUGUUGUGGUGUUCUUUAGCUGACGUCUGGUGUUUUGUUGUGGUGUACUGUAGCUGACGUCUGGUGUUUUGUUGUGUGUUGUAACUGACGUCUGGUGUUUUGUUGUGUGUUGUAGCUGACGUCUGGUGUUUUGUUGUGUGUUGUAGCUGAUGUCUGGUGUUGUGUUGUGGUGUACUGUAGCUGACGUCUGGUGUUGUGUUGUAGCUGACGUCUGGUGUUGUGUGUUGUAGCUGACGUCUGGUGUUGUGUUGUGGUGUACUGUAGCUGACGUCUGGUGUUGUGGUGUACUGUAGCUGACGUCUGGUGUUUUGUUGUGGUGUACUGUAGCUGACGUCUGGUGUUUUGUUGUGGUGUACUGUGGCUGACGUCUGGUGUUUUGUUGUGUGUUGUAGUGUAUGUCUGGUGAUUUGUGUUGUAACUGACGUCUGGUGUUUUGUUGUGUGUUGUAACUGAUGUCUGCUGUUUUGUGGUGUACUGUAGCUGAUGUUUGGUGUUUUGUUGUGUGUUGUAGCUGACGUCUGGUGUUGUGUGUUGUAGCUGAUGUCUGGUGUUUUGUGGUGUACUGUAGCUGACGUCUGGUGUUUUGUGGUGUACUGUAGCUGACGUCUGGUGUUUUGUGGUGUACUGUAGCUGACGUCUGGUGUUUUGUGGUGUACUGUAGCUGACGUCUGGUGUUUUGUGGUGUACUGUAGCUGACGGCUGGUGUUUUGUUGUGUGUUGUAGCUGACGUCUGGUGUUUUUGUUGUAGUUGAUGUCCAGUGUUUUGUACUGUAGCUGACGUCUGGUGUUUUGUUGUGUGUUGUAGUUGACGUCUGGUGUUUUGUACUGUAGCUGAUGUCUUGGUAUUUUGUUGUGUGUUGUAGCUGACGUCUGGUGUUGUAGCUGACGUCUUGUGUUGUAGCUGACGUCUGGUGGUGUGUUGUAGCUGACGUCUGGUGUUGUGUGUUGUAGCUGAUGCCUGGUGUUUUGUGGUGUGUUGUAGCUGACGUCUGGUGUUGUAGCUGACAUCUGGUGUUGUUGUAGCUGACGUCUGGUGUUGUGUUGUAGCUGACGUCUGGUGUUGUGUUGUGGUGUACUGUAGCUGACGUCUGGUGUUUUGUUGUGGUGUACUGUAGCUGACGUCUGGUGUUUUGUUGUGGUGUACUGUAGCUGACGUCUGGUGUUGUGUGUUGUAGCUGACGUCUAGUGUUUUGUUGUGGUGUACUGUAGCUGACGUCUGGUGUUUUGUUGUGGUGUACUGUGGCUGACGUCUGGUGUUUUGUUCUGGUGUAUUGUAUCUGACGUCUGCUGUUUUGUUUUGGUGUACUGUAUCUGACGUCUGCUGUUUUGUUGUGUGUUGUAACUGAUGUCUGCUGUUUUGUGGUGUACUGUAGCUGAUGUCUGGUGUUUUGUUGUGUGUUGUAGCUGACGUCUGGUGUUGUGUGUUGUAGCUGAUGUCUGGUGUUUUGUGGUGUACUGUAGCUGACGUCUGGUGUUUUGUGGUGUACUGUAGCUGACGGCUGGUGUUUUGUUGUGUGUUGUAGCUGACGUCUGGUGUUUUUGUUGUUGUUGAUGUCCAGUGUUUUGUACUGUAGCUGACGUCUGGUGUUUUGUUGUGUGUUGUAGUUGACGUUUGGUGUUUUGUACUGUAGCUGAUGUCUUGGUAUUUUGUUGUGUGUUGUAGCUGACGUCUGGUGUUGUAGCUGAUGUCUGGUGGUGUGUUGUAACUGACGUCUGGUGUUGUGUGUUGUAGCUGACGUCUGGUGUUGUGUGUUGUAGCUGACGUCUGGUGUUUUGUUGUGGUGUACUGUGGCUGACGUCUGGUGUUUUGUUUUGGUGUACUGUAGCUGACGUCUGGUGUUUUGUUGUGUGUUGUAGCUGACGUCUGGUGUUGUAGCUGAUGUCUGGUGUUUUGUGGUGUACUGUAGCUGACGUCUGGUGUUUUGUGGUGUACUGUAGCUGACGGCUGGUGUUUUGUUGUGUGUUGUAGCUGACGUCUGGUGUUUUUGUUGUAGUUGAUGUCCAGUCUUUUGUACUGUAGCUGAUAUCUGGUGUUUUGUUGUGUGUUGUAGCUGACGUCUGGUGUUGUAGCUGACGUCUGGUGUUGUGUGUUGUAGCUGACGUCUGGUGUUGUGUGUUGUAGCUGACGUCUGGUGUUUUGUUGUGGUGUACUGUGGCUGACGUCUGGUGUUUUGUUUUGGUGUACUGUAGCUGACGUCUGGUGUUUUGUUGUGUGUUGUAGCUGACGUCUGGUGUUGUAGCUGAUGUCUGGUGUUUUGUGGUGUACUGUAGCUGACGUCUGGUGUUUUGUGGUGUACUGUAGCUGACGGCUGGUGUUUUGUUGUGUGUUGUAGCUGACGUCUGGUGUUUUUGUUGUAGUUGAUGUCCAGUCUUUUGUACUGUAGCUGAUAUCUGGUGUUUUGUUGUGUGUUGUAGCUGACGUCUGGUGUUGUAGCUGACGUCUGGUGUUGUGUGUUGUAGCUUAUGUCUGGUGUUUUGUGGUGUACUGUAGCUGACGUCUGGUGUUUUGUGGUGUACUGUAGCUGACGUCUGGUGUUUUGUUGUAGUUGACGUCUGGUGUUUUGUGUUGUAGUUGACGUCUGGUGUUUUGUACUGUAGCUGAUGUCUGGUGUUUUGUUGUGUGUUGUAGCUGACGUCUGGUGUUGUGUGUUGUAGCUGACGUCUGGUGUUGUGUUGUAGCUGACGUCUGGUGUUGUGUGUUGUAGCUGACGUCUGGUGUUGUGUUGUGUGUUGUAGCUGACGUCUAGUGUUGUGUUGUAGCUGACGUCUAGUGUUGUGUUGUAGCUGACGUCUUGUGUUGUGGUGUGUUGUAGCUGACGUCUGGUGUUGUUGUGUGUUGUAACUGACGUCUGGUGUUGUGUGUUGUAGCUGACGUCUGGUGUUGUGUGUUGUAGCUGACGUCUGGUGUUUUGUUGUGGUGUACUGUAGCUGACGUGUGGUGUUUUGUUGUGGUGUACUGUAGCUGACGUCUGGUGUUUUGUUGUGGUGUACUGUAGCUGACGUCUGGUGUUUUGUUUUGGUGUACUGUAGCUGACGUCUGGUGUUUUGUCGUGUGUUGUAGCUGACGUCUGGUGUUUUGUCGUGUGUUGUAGCUGACGUCUGGUGUUUUGUCGUGUACUGUAGCUGACGUCUGGUGUUUUGUUCUGGUGUACUGUAGCUGACGUCUGGUGUUUUGUUGUGGUGUUUUUUAUCUGACGUCUGGUGUUUUGUUGUGGUGUACUGCAGCUGACGUCUGGUGUUUUGUUGUGGUGUUCUUUAGCUGACGUCUGGUGUUUUGUUGUGGUGUACUGCAGCUGAAGUCUGGUGUUUUGUUGUGGUGUACUAUAUCUGACGUCUGGUGUUUCGUUGUGUUCUUUAGCUGACGUCUGGUGUUUUGUGUACUGUAGGUGUCAGAGGGGAAGGUGGAGAAGGGAAGAGGGAUCUUCUACAAGGCUCUUCAGGACGUCCCAUGGGCCAAGGUGAGCACAGUGACCGAUGAAAUUAUGAAACUGUGAUAAUUAGUUAGCUCUUUGGUGUGUUUUGGUCAAAAUAUAUGACAUGGUUUCUGACGUGUGUGUGCGCGUCCAUCCAUCCAAAGGGUUUAUACAUGGACGCGGUGCAGCUCUUCCCUGAGCACGUGCAGGAGUUCCUGGAUCUGAUGACAGAGAAGGAGCUCAGACUGAGGGUUCCCAUGGAGGAGGUGGACAUACUGCUGGAGGACUGA
Coregonus sp. 'balchen' is the source of this 27738-nucleotide messenger RNA. NCBI's taxonomy places the organism in Eukaryota, Metazoa, Chordata, Actinopteri, Salmoniformes, Salmonidae. The record is from the annotation of a GenBank genome assembly.